GAAAUCAUCGCUGACAGAGAGAGAGAGAGAGCGCAGAGACGCAGUGUCAUUUACAUCCACCAAAUUCACCUCCCUAUUAAAUACACUUUUACCUUUUUGCCCUUACACCCUCAAAAAAAAAAAGAAAAAAUAUCUUCCUCCGCUUCUCCCAUUACCCUCUCUUCUUCUCAUUUCUUAUCUUCUUCUCCGCCAUAACCUAACCGCCGCUAAUUUUGGCUUCAGUGACUGUUGAACAUGAGUGGAUUGUUGGAACCUAAACAAGUGGUUGCAGCCGUUAAAGGCUUGCAUUGGCGAACCUCUCUUGAGAUUCACAAGCUUCUUAAAGAUAACGAAGACUUCUGUAUCUGUUACAACGAUGGAGAAGAAGGUGCUUCACCAGAAAAGGUAGAUGUGGAGAAACUUGUACGGAUGUUGCCUCUUCACCUCUUAUCAGUGUUUAUAUCUUCUGAUAGAGAUGAGAAGCUUCGGUAUUUGUUGUGUGGGAUCAGACUGUUGAAUACGUUUUGUGAUUUAACAUCUCGUCAUCCUAGACUCGACCAGGUGUUGCUUGAUGAUGUGGUGUUAUCAGCUCAGAUGCUUAAUCUUGUGAUCUUUACCAUGAUAUCUCUCGGCGGUAACAGAAAGGAAAGCUGGAAAUCAGAUUAUGACUCAUUGAUAGAAGCUACAAUGGUGGCUUCUACUCUACACCUGAUGCACGGGUUUAUGUCUCCUAGUUCCCAAGAUCUUGUUCUAAUCUUGCUUGCCCACCCUAAGGUUGAUGUGUUUAUAGACACUGCCUUUGGAGCGGUUCACAAUGUUGUGAGAUCUUUAAGAGCGAAGUUGCUGCAACGGCAAACCGACCAAACGAAGAAGCUAGGUGUGAAUUCUGUAGGGGCCGUUAACGCACACUGCCAACAAGCUGAAGCUGCUUUGCAGUUCCUUCACUCUCUAUGCCAACACAAACUGUUUAGAGACCGUGUCGCUCAAAACCAGGAACUAUGUGGAAAAGGUGGUGUUCUGAUGCUUGCACAGUCCAUACUAUCACUAACUGUUACUACUGAAUUUGUUGGAGCAGCCGUAAUAAUAGCGUCCAUAUCUAGAAUAAAAGCAAAAGUUCUUUCACUUUUGCACCAUUUGUUUGAGGCGGAAAGUGUCUCAUUCCUUGACGAGGUUGAACGUGCAGGAAGCUUGCAUUUAGCUCAGACCGUUGCCUCAGAGGUUCUUGAGUUAAUGAGGCAUGGCCUUUCUAGAGCUUCCAAGGCUAGUGCUCCUCAUGAGUAUCCAAUGGGUUUUGUGCUACUUAAUGCCAUGCGCUUAGCUGACGUGUUCUCGGAUGACUCGCAUUUUCGACGGUUUUUCACCAAACAUUUUACUAUGGUUCUCAGCGCAGUGUUUUGUCUCUCUCAUGGAGAUUUCUUGUCGAUGUUGUGCUCCUCUGAUCUUUCUUCAAGGGAAGAUGAUGCAACACUUGAUUACGAUCUGUUUACCUCAUCUGGAUGGGUUUUAAGUGCAUUCUCAUCUUCUGUUGAAUUGGUCGUUCCUCAAUUCAAGCUGAAUUUUCAAAAUAAUCUCACCAUGUCUUCAUACGCACAUCAAAGAACAUCCUUAAUUGUUAAAAUUAUGGCUAAUCUUCACUGCUUCGUUCCCGAAGUCUGCACAGAAGAUGACAGGAACCGUUUCAUUGAAACUUUUGUGAGUGGAUUGCGAAAGGAUCCUUCAAGCAUAUUGGUUAAUCUAUUACCAAACUCUUCAUAUACUCCGGAGGCUCAGAGAGGCACUAGUGUUUGCAAAAACAUAAGUUCUCUGUUGCAUCAUGCAGAAUUCUUGAUCCCUAAUGCACUCAAUGUCGAGGAUUUAAUGCUUUUGAGGGUGUUUUGUGAACAGUUGCAACCGCUAAUCCGUUCUGAGUUUGAGGAAAGUCAGGCUGACGUGAAGGAUAAUCAAGGUGCGGGAGGGAGUUCAUCUGGUAUGCAGGGGAGAAAAGAGCCUCUGAGUCGUAACAACGAUGAAGCUUCAGAGAAUUCUGAAGGUGCUGGGACAAAGCAAGGCGUGAACGAGGAGAUGGAAAUAGCUGAAAGGUCGAAAGAAAGCGACGCAGAUGGAACCAGUGGUUCAGAAACAAGCUCUAACAGAGGGAAGGGUCUGGGUCUGGUUGAUCAGGUUGAAGAUGGAGAUUUGGCUCGCACUUUUAGUAACCGGGUCAAAGGGAGUGCAUCUGGAGAGGAGGUGAAGGAGGAUGAGAGAGCUGAAGCUUCUCUUCUCUCGGAGAAACAGAGGACGAAAAGGAAGCGUAGUAUUAUGAGUGAUGAUCAAAUAGCGAUGAUGGAGAAGGCGCUUCUUGAUGAAUUUUAUUUGCAGCGAAAUUUAAAUUGGGUACGGUCAAUGGCUGGUACACUGAGUCAAAAUGGUCCUGAGGUUACAUUUGCGCAGCUGAAGAACUGGCUGAAUAACAGAAAAGCAAAACUAGCUCGAGCAAGCAAGCAAGGGCCAACUCGUGAUAACAAUAGCUCAGGGGAUUUACCAGAGAGUCCUGGAGAUGAAAACACUUGGCAGCAGCAGAAACCAACAACACCAUUUACAGAUAAAGCUUCUGCUGCAUCAUCAUCAUCUUCAGAAGGGCUGAAGCGAGGGCAGCAAGUGAUGCUUGUGGACGAGAGAGGAGUCGAGGUCGGUAAAGGGACGGUUUUGAAAACAGACGGUGAGUGGUACGGUUUAAGCCUUGAGGCGAGACAGGUUUGUGUGGUUGAUGUAAUGGAGCUUAGUGGGUUAUAUGAUUAUAGUAAGAUGAGCAUCCCUUAUGGAUCUGAUGAUGUUGGGAGGACUUUUGGAGAAGCGAAUUCGAGGUUUGGAGUUAUGAGAGUGGCUUGGGAUGUGAGCAAGGUUCAGUAACAGACUCAGUUUGCAGUGAGAUUUGACCAGUAGUUUUUUUUUUUAAUGUUCUUACCUGUUGUUUAGACUUUAGAGCUUUUCUUUUGGUCCUAACCCGAAAGAUUCUCUGUUUUUAGGAACUCUGUUUCCCGCUCUCUGGUUAUUUACAGGUAAAGGUUGAGAGCAAAUAACUAAAAAAUAAGUAUAACAGUUGGAAGAGUUGACUCUUUUCUCCUUUAGUUGACUUUAAUGCUAUAUAUAGUACAUUUCUUAAUGUUCUUUGAUGCGAUAAUAAAUCUGAGAAGU
Molecule: messenger RNA, 3153 nt
Organism: Eruca vesicaria subsp. sativa (arugula)
Lineage: Eukaryota; Viridiplantae; Streptophyta; Magnoliopsida; Brassicales; Brassicaceae
Source: the annotation of a GenBank genome assembly